GUUCCACCAUUGGGGGGCCAGAGCAGCGAACAGUUUUGACUGGGCUGAGCGGGAACUGUACUUCCUCAGUGGUAGGGAGGCGAGCAGGCCAGAGGUGGAUGAACGCAGUGCCCUUGUUUGGGUGUAGGGCCUGAUCAGAGCCUGGAGGUACUGAGGUGCCGUUCCCCUCACAGCUCCGUAGGCAAGCACCAUGGUCUUGUAGCGGAUGCGAGCUUCAACUGGAAGCCAGUGGAGAGAGCGGAGGAGCGGGAUGACGUGAGAGAACUUGGGAAGGUUGAACACCAGACGGGCUGCGGCGUUCUACGACGUCGUUGUUUUGGGUCGCAGGCUGGGAUCCAUUCCGUUGUCCUGGGUGGAGGGCAGAACACAGGAUCCGCUCCGGGAAAGUCAUUCUUGGUCGUACUGAUGGUGAGUUGACGCUGCUCUUAUAUUCAGUAGUUCUUCUCGACUGUAUGUAAUGACACCUAAGAUGACCUGGGGUACCAAUGUAAGAAAUAACACGUAAAAAAAACAAAAAACUGCAUAGUUUCCUAGGAACGCGAAGCGAGGCGGCCAUCUCUGUCGGCGCCGGAAAUUAAUAUAGAUAUACAGGGGGUACCGGUACAGAGUCAAUGUGGAGGCUAUAUACAGGGUGUUACGGUACAGAGUCAAUGUAGAGGCUAUACACAGGGGGCACCGGUACCGAGUCAGUUUGCGGGGGUACAGGCUAGUUGAGGUAAUCUGUACAUGUAGGUGGGGGCGAAGUGACUGCAUAGGUAACAAACAAACAGCGAGUAGCAAGAGGGGGGGUCAAUGUAAAUUGUCCGGUGUUGAUUUUUAUGAAUUGUUCAGCAGUCUAAUGGCUGGGGAGUAGAAGCUGUUGAGGAGCCUUAUGGUCCUAGACUUGGCGCUCCGGUACCGCUUGUCAUGCAGUAGCAGAGAAAACAGUCUAUAAUUUGGGUGACUUGAGUCUUUGACAAUUUUAUGGGCUUCCCUCUGACACCGCCUGGUAUAGAGGUCCUGGAUGGCAGGAAGCUUGGCCCCAGUGAUGUACUGGGCCGUAUGCACUACCCGCAGGAAGCGCCUUACGGUCAGAUGCCGAGCAGUUGCCAUACCAGGCGGUGAUGCAACCGGUCAGGAUGCUCUCGAUGGUGCAUCUGUAGAACCUUUUGAGGAUCUGGGGAUCCAUGCCAAAUCUAUUCAGUCUCCUGGGGGGGAAAAGGUUUUGUCGUGCCUUUUUCACAACUGUCUUGGUAUGUUUGGACCAUGAUAGUUCGUUGGUGAUGUGGACACCAAGGAACUUGAAACUCUCAACCCGCUCCACUACAACCCCGUCGAUGUUAAUGUGAGCCUGUUCGGCCCUCCUUUUCCCUGUAGUCCACGAUCAGCUCCUUUGUCUUGCUCACGUUGAGGGAGAGGUUGUUGUCCUGGCACCACACUGCCAGAUCUCUGACCUCCUCCUUAUAUGCUGUCUCAUCGUUGUCGGUGAUCAGGCCUACCACUGUUGUGUCGUCAGCAAACUUAAUGAUGAUGUUGGAGUUAUGUUUGGCCACGCAGUCGUGGGUGAAUACAGGAGGGGACUAAGUACACACCCUUGAGGGGCACCAGUGUUAAGGAUCAGCGUGGCAGAUGUGUUGUUACCUACCCUUACCACAUGGGGGCGGCCUGUCAGGAAGUCCAGGAUCCAGUUGCAGAGGGAGGUGUUUAGUCCCAGGGUCCUUAGCUUAGCGAUGAGAUUUGAGGGCACUAUGGUGUUGAACGCUGAGCUUUAUUCAAUGAACAGCAUUCUCACAUAGGUGUUCCUUUUGUCCAGGUGAGAAAGGGCGGUGUGGAGUGUGAUUGAGAUUGUGUCAUCUGUGGAUCUGUUGGGGCGGUAUGCGAAUUGGUGUGUAGGGUGUCCGGUGAGGAUGCUGUUGAUGUGAGUCAUGCCUUUCAAAGCUUGUCUUGGCUACCGAUGUGAGUGCCACGGGGCGGUAAUCAUUUAGGCAGGUUAUGUAUGUUAUGUUAUGACAUGUUGGUAUUAUAGACUCGGUCAGGGAAAGGUUGAAAAUGUCAGUGAAGACACUUGAGUUGGUCCGCGCUGAGUACACGUCCUGGUAAUGCGUCUGGCCCAGCGGCUUUGUGAAUGUUAAUAAUAAUAAUAAUAUAUGCCAUUUAGCAGACGCUUUUAUCCAAAGCGACUUACAGUCAUGUGUGCAUACAUUCUACGUAUGGGUGGUCCCGGGAGUCGAACCCACUACCCUGGCAUUACAAGCGCCAUGCUCUACCAACUGAGCUACAGAAGGACGUAUUUAAAGGUUUUGUUCAUAUCGGCUACCGAGAGCGUUAUCACACAGUCAUCCAGAACAGCUGGUGCUCUCGUGCAUGCUUGUUGCUUGCCUCGAAGCGAGCAUAAAAGUAUGCAAUCUGGUUUCUGCUCAGGCUAUGGAUGUCACUGCAACCUUAAAGGUCCUCAAUGAUGUCACCAUUGCCCUUGAUUCAAAGCAAUGUUGUGCUGCUAUUUUUAUUGACUUGGCCAAGGCUUUUGAUACGGUAGACCAUUCCAUUCUCGUGGACCGGCUAAGGGGUCUUUGGCCUGGUUUGCAAACUACCUCUCUCAAAGAGUGCAGUGGAUAAAGUCAGAAAAUCUGCUGUCUCAGCCACUGCCUGUCAUCAAGGGAGUUUCCCAAAUGGCUCAAUCCUAGGCCCCACAUUGUAGGAUUUUUAAUGAAUUUAUUUGCAAAUUAUGGUGGAAAAUAAGUAUUUGGUCAAAAACAAAAGUUUACCUCAAUACUUUGUUAUAUACCCUUUGUUGGCAAUGACAGAGGUCAAACGUUUUCUGUAAGUCUUCACAAGGUUUUCACACAGUGUUGCUGGUAUUUUGGCCCAUUCCUCCAUGCAGAUCUCCUCUAGAACAGUGAUGUUUUGGGGCUGUUGCUGGGAAACUCGGACUGUCAACUCCCUUCAAAGAUUUUCUAUGGGGUUGAGAUCUGGAGACUGGCUAGGCCACUCUUGCUUGUUUGUAGGUGACCAAAUAAUUAUUUUCCACCAUAAUUUGCAAAUAAAUUCAUUAAAAACCCUACAAUGUGAUUUUCUGGAUUUUUUUUCUCAUUUUGUCUGUCACAGUUGAAGUGUACCUAUGAUGAAAAUUACAGGCCUCUCAUCUUUUUAAGUGGGAGAACUUGCACAAUUGGUGGCUCACUAAAUACUUUUUUGCCCCACUGUAUAUGCAGAUGAUACAGUCUUAUACUCAGCUGGCCCCUCUACCAGAUUCUGUGUUAAACGCUCUACAACAAAGCUUUCUUAGUGUCCAACAAGCUGUCUCUGCCCUUAACCUUGUUCUGAACACCUCCAAAACAAAGAUCAUGUGCUUUGGUAAGAAGAAUGCCCUUCUCCCCACAGGUGUGAUUACUACCUCUGAGGGUUUAGAGCUUGAUUUAGUCACCUCAUACAAGAACUUGGGAGUAUGGCUAGACGGUGCACUGUCCUUCUCUCAGCACAUAACAAAGCUGCAGGCUAAAGUUAAAUCUAGACCUGGUUUCCUCUAUCGUAAUCGCUCCUCUUUCACCCCAGCUGCCAAACGAACCCUGAUUCAGAUGACCAUCCUACCCAUGCUAGAUUACGGAGACGUAAUGUAUAGAUUGGCAGGUGAGGGUGCACUCGAGCGGCUAGAUGUUCAUUACCAUUCUGCCAUCAUAUUUGCCACCAAUGCUCCUUAUAGGACACAUCACUGCACUCUAUACUCUCUGUAAACCGGUCAUCUCUGUAUUCCCGUCAUAAGACCCACUGGUUGAUGCUUAUUUAUAAAACCGUCUUAGGCCUCACUCCCCCUUAUCCGAGAUAUCUACUGCAGCCCUCAUCCUCCACAUACAACACCUGUUCACUCCCCCCUAUCUGAGAUACCUACUGCAGCCCUCAUCCUCCACAUACAACACCUGUUCUGCCAGUCACAUUCUGUUAAAGGUCAAGAAAGUACACACACCGCUGGGUCGCUCGUCUUUUCAGUUCGCUGCAGCUCGCGACUGGAACAAGCUGCAACUAACACUCAAACUGGACAGUUUGAUCUCAAUCUCUUCAUUCAAAGACUCAGUCAUGGACACUCGCUGACAGUUGUGACUGAGUUGUGUGAUGUAUUGUUGUCUCUACCUUCUUGCCCUUUGUGCUGUUGUCUGUGCUCAAUAAUGUUUGUGCCAUGUUUUGUGCUGCUACCAUGUUAUGUUGUGCUGCUACCAUGUUAUGUUGUGUUGCUACCAUGUGUUGCUACCAUGUGUUGCUACCAUGUUAUGUUGUGCUGCUACCAUGUUAUGUUGUGCUGCUACCAUGUUAUGUUGUGUUGCUACCAUGUGUUGCUACCAUGUUAUGUUGUGUUGCUACCAUGUGUUGCUACCAUGUUAUGUUGUGCUGCUACCAUGUUAUGUUGUGCUGCUACCAUGUUAUGUUGUGUUGCUACCAUGUUAUGUUGUGCUGCUACCAUGUUGUGUUGUGUUGCUACCAUGUUGUGUUGCUACCAUGUUGUGUUGCUACCAUGUUGUGAUGUGUUGCUACCAUGUUAUGUUGUGCUGCUACCAUGUUGUGUUGCUACCAUGUUAUGUUGUGUAGCUACCAUGUGCUGCUACCAUGUGUUGCUACCAUGUGCUGCUACCAUGUGUUGCUACCAUGUGUUGCUACCAUGUUAUGUUGUGUUGCUACCAUGUUGUGUUGUGUUGCUACCAUGUUAUGUUGUGCUGCUACCAUGUUGUGUUGUGCUGCUACCAUGUUGUGUUGUGUUGCUACCAUGUUGUUGUUAUGUUGCUGCCAUGUGCUGCUACCAUGUGUUGCUACCAUGUUAUGUUGUGUUGCUACCAUGUGUUGCUACCAUGUUGUGUUGUGUUGCUACCAUGUUAUGUUGUGCUGCUACCAUGUUGUGUUGUGCUGCUACCAUGUUGUGUUGCUACCAUGUUGUUGUUAUGUUGCUGCCAUGUUAUGUUGUGUUGCUACCAUGUGCUGCUACCAUGUUAUGUUGUGCUGCUACCAUGUGUUUCUACCAUGUUGUUGUUGUGUUGCUGCCAUGCUAUGUUGUCAUCUUAGGUCUCUCUUCGUGUAGUGUUGUGCUGUCUCUCUUGUUGUGAUGAGUGUUUUGUCCAAUAUUUUAAUUGUAUUUAUUUUUAAUCCCAGUCCCCCGUCCCCGCAGGAGGCCGUUUGCAUUUUCCUAGGCCGUCAUUGUAAAUAACAAUUUGUUCUUAACGGACUUGCCUAAUUACAUUUUUUUUUAUAUCAGUCUAACAGCAU
Molecule: messenger RNA, 5226 nt
Organism: Oncorhynchus keta (chum salmon)
Lineage: Eukaryota; Metazoa; Chordata; Actinopteri; Salmoniformes; Salmonidae
Product: putative keratin-associated protein 4-16
Exons: 2
Coding region: 4140-5066 (308 amino acids)
Source: RefSeq, a predicted model, not a curated record